This is a messenger RNA of Recurvomyces mirabilis, 2640 nucleotides long. It is a transcript of the gene PHO91, whose product is annotated as low-affinity phosphate transporter. Gene Ontology annotation, molecular function: phosphate transmembrane transporter activity. Gene Ontology annotation, cellular component: membrane. Gene Ontology annotation, biological process: polyphosphate metabolic process; transmembrane transport; phosphate ion transport. NCBI's taxonomy places the organism in Eukaryota, Fungi, Ascomycota, Dothideomycetes, Mycosphaerellales, Teratosphaeriaceae. Bases 1 to 2640 code for a protein of 879 amino acids. The transcript is spliced from 2 exons. The record is from RefSeq and is a predicted model, not a curated record.
AUGAAGUUCUCCCACAGCAUCCAGUUCAAUGCUGUGCCGGAUUGGUCGUCGCACUACAUCUCCUACUCCAAUCUCAAAAAGCUCAUCUACCAGCUUGAGAAGCAGAUUAAUCAGGCGAACGGAGGUGGUGGCAGCAAGCAGGAUGAUGCUGAGUCUUCACCCUUACUAACACAGUCUGGAGCCUGGGAUGAUCCGGACAAGACCUUCUCCCGGAAGCUGGAUGAUGAGUUGGAAAAGGUGUGCAGUUUCUACCAGCUGAAGGAGCUAGAGAUCUUUGGCGAGGUCGAUGCUCUGUUGAGAGAUCUGGAGGAGUUCCAGCAGGAGCAUGAAGCUGGUGAGCAGGAGGGUGAGGGGUAUGGUGUGCGAAGACAAAGUGUAUGGGCGAGAGCGAGGCAGCAGAGCAUCUUCAAGAGUUUCACGCAGCCUAAGCGAAGGAGGUCGAGCACACUGAACACAGGCAGGACUGCAGAUAGUCGUACCGCUGAGACUAGGGCACCUGAUGAGGACGAAAGUGAGGAAGAAGACGACGCGAACGAGGGCACUGCAUUGACGAAAAGCACCACAUCAGAUGGACGACCAGGCACGAGCGGCAAGGGUAGAGACAGGCGAGCAAGCGUAGCGGAGCACAUGAGCUCAAAUGACAUGAACUCGUCAGCUGAGAUCCGACGCCGACCCUCAACAGCAUUCAACGACUUUGGUGACGAUGCACUCCAAGCUCUUUACGACGAAGGCAUAACGUUGAAGAAACGCUUGGUAAAUCUAUACGUCAACGUCAACGAACUCCGCUCCUUCGUCCAGCUGAACGAGAAAGGCUUCACCAAAGUCCUUAAAAAAUACGACAAGGUACUCGAUCGAGAUCUAAAGAAGAAAUGGGUGAACGACAACGUGAAAACUGCAGCGCCAUUCCAGUCAAAUGCCUCAGAAGCGCUAGCAGACCAUGUCGCAAAACUGGAAGACGGCUACGCAAGCAUAGUCACCCACGGCGAUGUCGAAGCGGCACGCCGCGAACUCCGCCUUCAUCUCCGCGAACACGUAGUCUGGGAGCGCAACACAGUCUGGCGAGAAAUGAUCGGGAUCGAACGUAAAGCUCAAGCAGCGAAUCUUGGGAUUCGGAAUACUAUGCUUGGGCAGGAGACGGAUCCCAAGAAGGCGAGACUGCAGGGUGAUGAUGAAGGUGGGGCUACGAAGGAGGUCCAGACGCCUGUUGGGAGGUACACAUGUCCUACUUUCUUGCUCAGCAGUACUUUUUGGGUGCUUGUGGCUUGCUGUGCUAUUUUCGCUGUGCUGUUGGGUGUGAGAUUUAUGGAGAAGCCGGAGCAGCAGAAUUGUCUUGCUCUGAUCAUUUUCGUCAGUUUGUUGUGGGCUACAGAGGCCAUACCACUGUUCGUCACUUCGCUACUCGUGCCCUUUCUGGUCGUGGUGCUACAAGUUGUUCGACAAGACGAGAAGCCUCACGCACGCCUGUCAAGCAAAGCCGCUGCAUCCUACGUCUUCGCCUCGAUGUGGACGCCCGUCAUCAUGCUCCUGCUCGGCGGCUUCACGAUCGCUGCGGCUUUGAGCAAAUACAACAUUGCCAAGAUGAUGGCUACAUUCGUCCUCAGCAAAGCAGGCACAAAGCCCCGGACUGUCUUACUGGCGAGUAUGGGCAUUGCGACGUUCUCCAGUAUGUGGAUCAGUAAUGUCGCUGCUCCUGUGCUUUGCUACAGCAUCGUACAACCCAUCCUCCGAAACCUACCGUCUGACUCGGACAUGAGCAAAGCUUUACUUCUGGGUAUUGCUCUAGCCAGCAACAUGGGUGGCGCAGCUUCGCCCAUCGCCUCGCCGCAAAAUCUGAUCGCACUACAGAACAUGGAACCCCAACCCGGCUGGCUAAUCUGGUUCUUCAUCGCCCUCCCUGUCUGCAUUAUCUCCAUCCUCCUCAUCUGGCUCCUGCUUCUUGUCACUUUCCGACCAGGACGGAACACGACAAUCGUGCCCAUCAGACCAAUGAAAGACAAAUUCACCGGGAUCCAAUGGUUCAUCUCCAUCGUUACCCUAGCUACCAUCAUCCUCUGGUGCCUUUCUCACCAACUCGAGGGUGUGUUCGGCGAUAUGGGUGUGAUAGCCAUCAUUCCCAUCGCCCUCUUCUUCGGAACCGGAAUCUUGACGAAAGAAGAUUUCAAUAAUUUCUUAUGGACUAUUAUCAUCCUCGCCGCUGGCGGUCUGGCUCUGGGCAAGGCGGUGAAUUCUUCCGGCCUCCUAACCACAAUCGCCAUAAGCAUUACCCAAAAAGUGGACGGACUUAGUCUCUACGCCGUGACCUGCGUCUUCGCCGCCCUGAUCGCCGUUGUUGCAACAUUCAUCUCCCACACCGUCGCCGCACUCAUCAUCCUCCCGCUUGUCAAGGAGGUGGGACUGGGUAUGGCUGACCCGCACCCAAAUCUGCUCGUUAUGGCUUCGGUGCUUAUGGCUAGUGCGGCCAUGGGACUUCCUACCAGUGGGUUUCCGAACAUGACGGCUAUUAUGAUGGAGGACCCGCAGACGGGACAACGGUAUUUGCAGGUAAGGCACUUCUUGACUAGGGGCGUGCCUGCGAGUUUGAUGGCUUAUGUGGUUAUUAUUACGGUGGGUUAUGGGUGUAUGGUUGCCGUGGGCUUUUGA